GCCAAGACACUCGAGAGGAUUCAAAGCAGGUUGAUGGAAAACUCCUCAUUAAACAGCAUUAUGCUGCAGCUGGAGGGUUUGAAACUCUCCGAGGCCUCCGUCUACCCCGUCUUCCUCUGCUUCUUUCUCUCCUACAUGUUCAUUGUGAUCGUGAACGCAGGCAUCGUGCUCCUGGUUGUCACUGACAAGAACCUGCACCAGCCCAUGUACCUGCUCUUCUGCAACCUGCCCGUCAACGACAUCGUUGGGAACUCCAUCAUGCUGCCACGGCUGCUCAUAGACAUGCUGCGUCCUCACUCUGAGCGUGUCAUCAGUUAUUAUGAGUGUGUGGUCCAGGCGUUCACCACGCACAUGUUUGGUGCCACCGCUCACACGGCACUCAUGAUCAUGGCCUUUGACAGAUACGUGGCCAUCUGUAACCCCCUGCGCUACACUUCCAUCAUGAACAACAAAAUGGUGGUGAAGCUGACAGCGUCUGCCUGGGGAGUGGCCUUUGUUCUGGUCGGGAUUCUGCUCGGUCUGACCAUUAGGCUGAACCGAUGCAGGUCUUGGAUCAUGAAUCCUUACUGUGACAACGCCUCGCUGUUUAAACUCUCCUGUGAGAGUGUUUUUGUUAAUAACAUCUACGGCCUCACGUUCUCCGUGGUCUUACUCUCGUCGUCCAUAGGCAGCAUCGUCCUCACAUACACGCAGAUCACCGUGGUCUGUCUGACCAGCAAGAACAAGUCUCUGAACGGGAAAGCCCUGAAGACCUGCAGCACUCACCUGGUGGCGUAUCUCAUCAUGCUGAUCAGUGGUUUCAUCGUCAUUAUCCUUCACCGCUUCCCUCAGUACUCAGACUACAGGAAGCUGUCGGCCAUUUUGUUUCACAUCAUCCCUGGGAGCUUGAACCCUGUCAUUUAUGGAGUUCAGUCUGCAGAAAUCUGCAAAUCCAUGUCAAGAUUGUUUCGAACCAAAGCAGUGGCACCUUGCAAAUGACGAGUGUCAACCUGGAGUCAAAUGGCACUUUUCCUUCCCACAGUUGUAGCUCGACUCGACUCAACGCGGCUCACCCUCACGGUUCACAGAAUCGUUCAGUACUUCCUGCAUGACCCGAGCAUAGACUCCGUCUGAACUGACACAACACUGAACAGGUGGUUUAGUGUAAUACACCAGACUCCUUUGUUAAAUAUUGACAUUUUAGACAUGUUAAUUGGUA
Messenger RNA from Solea senegalensis (Senegalese sole), 1198 nucleotides. RefSeq names its product olfactory receptor 146-like. The transcript has 2 exons. The record is from RefSeq and is a predicted model, not a curated record. Gene Ontology annotation, biological process: G protein-coupled receptor signaling pathway. Lineage: Eukaryota; Metazoa; Chordata; Actinopteri; Pleuronectiformes; Soleidae. The coding region runs from base 34 to 978 and encodes 314 amino acids. Gene Ontology annotation, molecular function: olfactory receptor activity. Gene Ontology annotation, cellular component: membrane.